AUGUCUGCACCUGCUGCUGGUAACGCUCAAGGCGAAGUUCCAACUUUUAAAUUGGUUCUUGUUGGUGAUGGUGGUACUGGUAAGACCACUUUUGUCAAGAGACAUUUGACCGGUGAAUUCGAAAAAAAAUAUAUUGCGACCAUCGGUGUUGAAGUCCAUCCUCUUUCUUUCUACACAAACUUUGGCGAGAUCAAGUUCGAUGUGUGGGAUACCGCCGGGCAAGAAAAAUUCGGUGGGUUGAGAGAUGGUUACUACAUUAACGCUCAAUGCGGUAUCAUCAUGUUCGAUGUCACUUCUAGAAUCACUUACAAGAACGUUCCAAACUGGCACAGAGACUUGGUUCGUGUUUGUGAAAACAUCCCAAUCGUGCUAUGUGGUAACAAGGUCGAUGUUAAGGAGAGAAAGGUGAAGGCCAAGACCAUCACGUUCCACAGAAAGAAGAACCUACAGUACUACGACAUAUCUGCCAAGUCCAACUAUAACUUCGAGAAGCCAUUCUUGUGGUUGGCUAGAAAGCUGGCUGGUAACCCACAAUUGGAGUUUGUCGCAUCUCCAGCAUUGGCUCCACCUGAGGUGCAGGUCGACGAGCAAUUGAUGCAACAGUACCAGCAGGAAAUGGAACAGGCUACUGCUUUGCCAUUGCCUGAUGAAGAUGACGCUGAUUUGUAA
Molecule: messenger RNA, 669 nt
Organism: Torulaspora globosa
Lineage: Eukaryota; Fungi; Ascomycota; Saccharomycetes; Saccharomycetales; Saccharomycetaceae
Gene: GSP1
Product: Ran GTPase GSP1
Exons: 1
Coding region: 1-669 (222 amino acids)
Biological process (GO): ribosomal subunit export from nucleus; protein import into nucleus
Cellular component (GO): nucleus; cytoplasm
Molecular function (GO): GTP binding; GTPase activity
Source: RefSeq, a predicted model, not a curated record